GAGUCAUUAUAUAUUUUGUUUUUAUUUAAAAAAAAAAAGAGGAAACGAUAAAGUUUGGGGAGUUGGAGUGAUAAAUAUUUUUGUUUCCUAAAAUACGAUGUAGUCUUUAAUUUGAUACUCCGUAUAAUACUUCUCAACUAUUAAUAAACCUAAGGUGCCAUACAAACAGAGCGUGCGUUGCGUUGCGUGGGAGAGGUCGGCGAUUACGGCGGAGGAGCUUCGCAAAUAGCAGAGGCGCUGAUAAUAGAGGAUUGGGGUCACAGCAAUUGGCUUAAGUGAUAGAGUUAUGGAGAUAACAUCAAGUAAUUCUGAAGGAAAGUUGUGCCAUCACCCUUAUUUUCCAGCACCCCAACAGCCUUUGCUCUUUUUCCGUCAAAAUGAAAAUGGUAUGCUUUAUAACAUCACAGAGCAGUGUUACCACAAAAUCGACACAUCUUUCAUGGAUAACAAGUAUGUGAUCAGCGGCGGCGCCAAUAGGGAUGGAUGGAUGGUAGUGCAAGAUUGUGACACUCAAGGCGUUGCGCUUGCAAAUCUUUACUCACAUGAGAUGGUCCAGCUCCCGAAAUCAGAAAUUUGCAUGUAUCGUCGCCCGGAUCCAGAUGAUUGUUUAUUAAGGCGCAAUUUUGCUUAUAUUUCAUCCAAUCCUCGCGAUCCUAAUUGCUAUGUUGUCUUGGCUGAUUUCAACAAAACUAUGUUCUGCAAAAUUGGAGACACCGAAUUUAAGAUGAAGACAUUAGAAGAGGAGUUAGAGUCAAUGACGAACUUCAAUGGGGAGAUGUAUGGGUUGAUGAACACCACUACUUUGGUACGUGUCCAAUUCAUUGGAGGAGAUGUUAGAUUUCAUGAGAUGAUAAAUGAUGAUAAGUUUACUUAUAACCCGUCAUCAAGACCAAAAUAUUUCUUGCAGAUGAGGGGUUAUAUUACUGAAAGUUGUGGUGAAAUCCUACUAGUUGCCAAAAUUUAUCUUGGGCUAACUACAUUUAAUCACCCGAAUCAUUACUCAAGUUAUUACCCCGUCGAAAAGAUCAGAGUUUUCAAAGCAGAUUUAUGUGCGCGAAAAUGGGUGGAGAUGAAGAGUAUAGGAGAACGUACCAUUUUUCUCGGAUGUCAUGGAGGCAUAUUUUGCAUCAACACUAAUGACAAGAACUCAGGUGUGAGAGCCAAUUGCAUAUAUUUCUUGGAGGAUGAUGAUAGAAACAUGUAUGUUUUUGAUUUGGAAGAUAAUAGUGUCUCUCUCAACCUUCCUUGCUCUCAUGUCCGUAAGCGGGAAUUGACUUCCCUAUGGAUGUUGUGAUAUUUUUAUUAAGUUCAUUCAUGUAGUACACAGUUCAAACAUUGAUUCUUGUUUUUGGUCGAUUUAAUUGCAAUUCAAUAAUUAUAUAUAGGGGGAUUUGACUUUGCACCCCAUUUUUUGAAUAAUAUUGGACUGUGCACCCCAUUUUGAAAAAACUUUGACUUUGCACCCCAUUCCACUUAAAAAUCCUUUGACUUUGCACUCCAUUUAGAAAAUUUUCUUCACAAAGUGAUAUGUGUUGGGCUGCAAAAUCAAAGUUUUUUCAAAUUGGGGUGCAAAGUCCAAUAUCACCCAAAAAGUGGGGUGCAAACUCAAAUUCUCUUAUAUAUAUUAAUU
Cuscuta epithymum is the source of this 1630-nucleotide messenger RNA. NCBI's taxonomy places the organism in Eukaryota, Viridiplantae, Streptophyta, Magnoliopsida, Solanales, Convolvulaceae. The record is from the annotation of a GenBank genome assembly.